AUUUACAAUAAAAAAACAUAACAACAAUAAAACCCACUAAAAGAAGGAGAGUUAGUGCACCUCCGUAGGGUUUGGUUAUUAGGGUUUUCGCUCACCCGUGUGCAGUCGAGCCUCCCGAAGAAAAAGCGAAAAUGCCGUCGCACAAGACAUUCAGAAUCAAGAAGAAGUUGGCGAAGAAGAUGAGGCAGAACAGGCCCAUCCCCUACUGGAUCCGCAUGAGGACCGACAACACCAUCAGGUACAACGCGAAGCGCCGUCACUGGCGUCGCACCAAGCUUGGAUUCUGAGGUGCUUGCUUUGCCUCGAUUCAGUUUAUCCAAUUAAUUAGUGUUUUAUUUUCUUGAGCCAAAAACAAUGCUUUGGAGUUUUUAAUAUUUUGCAUUUUAUUCCAAGACUAUAUUGUGUAAGGAAUUUAUUGUAGUACGUUUGACGUGGGUCUAUUUGCAAUUUCGAGUAUUUGGCAAAACCAAUCUGUUUUGGCAGAGCAUCAUAAUCUCAAAUUAUAUCCUUGUUUAACACA
This is a messenger RNA of Glycine soja, 520 nucleotides long. RefSeq names its product 60S ribosomal protein L39. The transcript has 3 exons. The record is from RefSeq and is a predicted model, not a curated record. The coding region runs from base 132 to 287 and encodes 51 amino acids. Gene Ontology annotation, cellular component: ribosome; cytosolic large ribosomal subunit. Gene Ontology annotation, molecular function: structural constituent of ribosome. Gene Ontology annotation, biological process: translation. Lineage: Eukaryota; Viridiplantae; Streptophyta; Magnoliopsida; Fabales; Fabaceae.